CUUGUAACCGAGUGUAAUGAGUUUUUGUAGGAAGCACUAUUAUUAUUAUUAUUAUUAUUUUUGACUUUUAUCGUGUCUUGGUUGCUUACCGCAGUUCUGUGUCGUUCUGCAUGGUGCACACAGUAAGAAGCUGGGUUGAUUCAAAUAUGGAUAGCUGCGUGAGGUUGAUGGUACGAAAGCAGUCGAGCGCGUUUCGACUUCACUUAAACGAAGGAACACCCUGCUUAUCAGUCGUAUUCGUGGUGGACGACUCCGUGGACUCUAUUAAUUCCGACCUGGUCGAGGUCCUACAGGAAAAUCAGGUACCGCAAGGUUUAAAAACCGUCAAAGAGACGGCAUCAUUGCGUGUAGAUACCAAUUUACCUCAAACUCAGUUUCGUGUUGAAGAACUUGUACGUUCUCGACAAAAUCCUUGGACGUCAUCGUUUAUCUGUGCCGUAUGUCGAAUAGAAACGCACAAUUUUCAACAGCUGAAUAUACAUUAUCGCGAACACCUGGUGGAUGGUCCUUUGAGAUGUUCAUAUUGUGAACGAGCGACGUUUUUUCAAAAGCUUGCCACCUUCAAAGAACAUCUUCGGAGUCAUUUGGAAACCACCAGAACAACCUCAGGCGUGACAAACUGUGUCAGUGACUGCACGAUGACACCUAAAAAAUUCGCAGCUGAAUGCGAGAUGUGCCAUAAGAAAUUCCAUACCGUAAAAGGUUUGGGAGCGCAUCGGAGAACUCAUAAAGCUCAACCUGGAGAAGUUGAACUUCAGAAAACCCACCGAAAAGACCAACGGUACCGCUCAACAGAUGAGAAGACCAACGAAGCUCACGGAAUAACUCAGCAGUCGGAACGACCUGCAACGGUGCGUGAAUUGCUGGCUGGUUCUACCUGCCGCCCUGGAUCGAACCUUGUCACAAAAAAAGGCCUGCUUCUUACUUGCCCUAUCUGCAACGCGGUCUUCAGCUUACAGACAAAACUGGAGUCUCACAUGCUCCGACUGCAUCACGAACAGCUAACUGACAGAUGUCCUCAAUGCGAUAAAGUUCAUUUGUCCAUAUCUCAGCUCCGAAAUCAUAUACUCGAAUGUCACACAGCUCACUUCUCUUUCUUGACGGAAGCUAGUUCAGACCCCUCAGGACAUCCGCAAAUGUCAUGUAACCAUUGCUCGCAAGUUUAUCAUGAUCCUGUGGAACUUCUCCGUCACUGCAAACUUAUCCACUCAGAUCACUGUCGCUCACUAUAUUGUCCUCACUGCGGCAAAAAAUUUUCUACACAAAAACGAUUUGCCAAUCAUUUAGCUUCCAAAGGAAAUGAAUGCGCCCGAAGACCAUCUUGCCAGAUAUGUUUUAGGGGCUUCUCUUCUCAGAAAGCUCUGGCCGAUCACAUGCGUUCGAUCCACCCUCAAGAUGGGCAGAUUCAUAGGAUGUGGUACUGCACAGAAUGCAAUGAAGGCUAUGCAACAAAAGCAGCGUUACGAUACCAUAUUAAAGCGAAACAUGGAUCUGAACGUUUUCCUUGCACGUAUUGCGAUAAGACGUUUGCUCUACCGGUGCAGAGACACCGACACGAAAGUCGUGUUCACCAAGGGAGUCCAAAACGUUAUGCAUGCAAUUUGUGCUCGAUGGCGUUCUUUACGACGAGAGAACUGCUCCAGCAUCUUCUAAACGGCCACAAAAUCGUGCCGGACGUGAAUGAGCGCGGGGAGGCAAUUCUACCUGAUGGAACGGUGGGUCCCACAAUGAAGUAUUAUGCUUGUCAACACUGCUCGCACAUGACGUAUUCCCGAAAAACUUUUAUUCGCCACCAGGCGAGCCAUACAGGAAUUUGGCCAUUCAAGUGCGACGUCUGUGGUAAGGGCUUUUCGGAACGUUUUCAAGCUUUAAAACACGUCCGAGUCCAACAUACCGUAGCACCAAAUAAUAGUCGAUGCGAUGCGCGAACAGCUUCCAGAACAAACGACAGGUCCGCGCACGAAAACGAACAGUGCACGCAGUCUGUUGGUGAAGAGAUAGCGUCCCAGGCUAAAGACACAGUUCAUACUUUGUUUACCAGCAGUAAGAUUAUACCCGGCUAUGGAAAACGAGAACACCAUAACAAAAACCCUGAAAAACAAAUGUUAGAGAACUAUACCUCGAUAUCAAAAGCUACCGACGUUAAAAAGUUCAAAAGGUGUAAGAUUCGUAAUGCAAAUCCUCAUCUUCAAUCACCAAAUGCCUUCAAAGGUUGGCCAUACCAGCCUUGUAACUAUCUUCGUCGCACGGAACGGACCAGUUGUUGGAGGUACCGCUGCAGGCGCUGCUCCAGAAGCUUCCAGGGCCCAGGGGCUUAUUUGGUACACCGCUAUCGUCUUUGCCAAGCGCUUCAGCAGGUGGUUUACCGUAGCUGUCCAUACUGUCCUGUACAGAUCGUUUCAUGGGCUGUAUUCCAGAUGCAUCUUCGAAUGCACAGAUAUUCCGAUAUUAAAGCGUAUGCUUGCUCAAUAUGUACAGCCGAAUUUUCCUUCGAGUCAUCUCUAACUGUCCACAUACGACAAAGCCAUCCUGAAGUAGGGCAUUCUCGUUUUACGUGUCCUCGUUGCAGACGACGAUUCCUCACUGAGUGGUCAAUGAGAACACAUCAAAAGAAGCACGGACAAUCUGACCGAACCGAACUAAAUAUUAUCGAAAAUAGCGAAGAGUUGUGCCCGUCAGUUGGCACUUCUGCCGCUAAAAAUCGUGGCAGUCUUUUUGUGGCCAUUGAGGCGACAACUGGUACCUCAACGAAUGUAGAAGAGGUGAUAAUCUCAUCAGAAGAGUUACUCGAAAUCGAACAAAUGGAUCAGCAAAGUGUAUAGGAUAUUGCGAACGUCAUUAACGUAGUCUCUUGCAUUGAUUAAAACGUUUUUAAGCUAUGAUUCGUUCUCAUCAACUUAUUCAAAGAAGUCCUUAGGAUUUAUUUAGCAUGAUAAGUAUUUGGUAUGACUAAUCGCUCGAUUUUACUUAUUAAAAUCAGAUUGUAGUGUAGAUCUCAAAUCAGCUUUAACAUGUCGACAGGCGAUAAUAAAUUUAGAGAUGUCUUUAGUCAGAAAACCUGUCAGUUUUUUUUUAUCCUUUAUCAUUUUUGAUUGUGCGACUUAUAUACAUUUAGUUCGCAUAAUAGAUGUUUGCCAGAAUUAAGGCAAAUUAAAUUACUUGAAGUAAACCCCUAAUUGCUCGUCUGUUAGGGAGUUAUAACAGGAAUUUAACUUCUCCAACAAUUUUAAUUUCGUUGUUGAGAACAUGUGCGCAGCUUCAUAUUUGACACUCGCAGUAAAACACAAAUCUUCUGCUAGUCUAACUGUGCGUGACAAUUUCUCAUUCUAUCGAAGACCACAUUCUAAUUAAGGAAUAGCUUAUAACAAAUAUUGGAGUUGUGGCUUGUUUUCGACUGGUUUAAUCAUUCAAACUUAUUUUCUCAGUUCUGUGUAAGCUCUUUUGACAAGUAUAUACAUUUGCAAUCUCAGAAGAGGUCUGAUUACUUGUGAAAGCUUGUAAAAAAAAUGGUUUAAUCUCUAUAGUACACGGGACAGUAUUUAUCUCUGUUCUACUAAAUGUCUUUUACCUCAUUAAAAAGGACAAAAAUUUCUCACGAUGAGUACGCCACCAGGCUUCUUUUAUUCGUUCAUGCCACUCAUUUACUGUGGAUUAUAGAAUUUAGAUAAAAUACAACAAUUUUAAUGUAAUUAAAAAAUAUGCUUUAAUAACUUGUAAUCGUCUAUACGGAAUGGUUUACGGCAUCUCCGAGCACUUGAGGCCAGGAAGUCUUCGAUUUUAAUCUGAUUGGGUAUAUGCAGAUCGGUGUGAUCUCUUAUUAAUUUAUUAAUAAAGAAAACUAGUAUACUUUUUAUUCAUACAUUGGUCCUACAUUUGAUAUUCAACGAUCAUAUAAGAGUUGUUAAAACCCAUGCAAACGCUUAAUAUGAAAAUGAAUCAAAACAUUUUAAUUUCACGUGAUAUACUUGCGUCUUAUAUUUUAACUGUCAAGUCUGCGCUGUUAUAUGCAUGCAUUUGAAAAAUAUGCAUUCCUUAUAUGAGUGAUACUGCCUUUUAUGUCGCAAUGGCCUUUUUGAAAUUUACACAAUACUCGAACAGGAUCUUCUCUUGCCCUUGGCCCUUACGCAUAAUGCAUUGAUGAAUUAGAAAUUUUCUUUGAUUCAUACCAUCCUGUGUGAGCUUAAAAUGUCAGUAGACAUACAGUUAUCAAUAGAACGGUGUGACCUAAACGUAUGUGACUAAUCAUAGCCCCAUUAAUACAUUUUGUACAUAUAUAGAUCAAUCAUUGGCAUCAAUAAAUGUUACCUUACAACUUGCAGCGUUUUCUCGCAUUAUAUCUUAAUUAAAGUUAUCAUAUAUAAUUAACCUUACUUAAUAUUAAUUUAACUUGGUUUGAUCAUAACGAUUGUUUGCCAAAAAUAGCCAACUGACCCAGAUGUAGCGGGGUCAAGAUGAUUAUUCCUAAAUAAUGACUCACGGUUAUUCGAAGUUACCGUCUAUACAUGAUUGCCACCUGCGGUUGUUCAGGGAAGUUGUACACUGCGUCUAGGACCGCCCGUUGCGGCAUGAAUAUCAAAAGUGAAUCAAUGAAUCUCAAAUGGUUUGAUAUAAGGUAUUAACUAAUCAUCCACCAUGAAUCUGCCUGUCAAAACGAUAAGGGUGACGAUGAUAACGGUUAUUUUCAUUACAUUUCGUUCAGAUGUUUUAUUAGCUAUAGCAAGAACUAAUAAUAGUAGCAACGUGUCCAUUAAUAUGAAUAUCAAUUAAGUGUAUAUUGCCAUCCUGAACAAGUCUCGUUCAGGAGGUACAGUAUUUUUGUCAAGUGCAAUAAACCACGUAAUGGGAGACUUGCAUGUCGUUUGUUCAUUGCAAAUGUGUCUAGUACCUAUUUUGACUAAUUUAUUGCAAAUAAGUUUCGAUUCUUAUUUCUUAAUAGACGCCAGUAUAUAGGGAUUUUGCAGUCUUUAGAAUCUGUGACUGCGAUUUCAUUGCAAAAAUGAUCCUUCAUAAAAAUCUCGUGUUUUAUAUUUACGAACAAGAGUGAUCUAAAAUCAAUAAACUAUUUCACGUGAACUUAUUUGAUCGGUAUCCCACUCCGGAUUAGGGCCGGACAUUGGCCGACACCUCAGGAAUGUACGCAGAUCGAUAAUGGACUCCAUUGUUCGACAGACUUGAACAGAGGCAGUAUGUAUACCGUCUCUUAUAUAUAAGGGCGACUAAUAUUUAAAGCAAAUAAAGAAUCACAUUCUUCAUUAGCUAAAUGUCGCCAUUUAGAUAACUACUGCGCUUGUACCUUCAUUACGCCCACUUCCUCUAGCUGACUAUGUUGAGAAACGUAUAUGAUAUAUAUUGAUCUUUAGUACGACGAAAGCAGAGUCACAAUUAGCCAUCAGAAGCUGAUGACAAGAGCUCUUAAAAUAAUUAAACUUCAUAACCAAUUUAGAUAUUAAUUUGUUAUGGCGUUAAGUAGCAUUCUUCCAAUUACGAAGCAAAAUUCCUUACAUUUGAGCUGCCAAUUCUCGGUAAAUGGGUCUUGAGGUUUAUAAAGAGUUUUAUUAGAUGAAUCAGGGAGUAGUAUGGCAGUACACCACAGUACGU
Molecule: messenger RNA, 5598 nt
Organism: Varroa destructor (honeybee mite)
Lineage: Eukaryota; Metazoa; Arthropoda; Arachnida; Mesostigmata; Varroidae
Biological process (GO): regulation of transcription by RNA polymerase II
Cellular component (GO): nucleus
Molecular function (GO): RNA polymerase II transcription regulatory region sequence-specific DNA binding; DNA-binding transcription factor activity, RNA polymerase II-specific
Source: RefSeq, a predicted model, not a curated record